ACGAGAGAGAGAGAGCCCGAGAGAGACCUCAAAAUAAACUCAAACUUCAAAAUCAUUCGGUGUGUUGGCCAAAGCAGAGGAAAGAUCUGCUUGGUCGUUAUAAGACUACAGAGACCCUGUUUUUGUCAAUAUUUGUUGAGAGGUUUUAGAGUGGGUUUUAAAACGAUUCGUUUUGGCGUUUUCGGUGUGGGGUUGGAGAGGAUGUGAGGAAAAAAGGAUGGCAUAUCUAUGAAAUAUUUGCUGAAAUCCGAAUAUUUAUUUGACCGAUAGUGGAGCAGUUUUUAUUUUUACACGGAAACAACGCCACACAAUAUUUAGGAAUACCACAGACCACGGUCGUAGCGGAUCAUUAUUUUUUCUACACAUAUUUUGGCAAACUUUUUUUUGGUUCUGAUGCCCGCUGCGCCGGAAUGCAAGCUGUCCCAUCAUGGCCGGAUCAUGAAAUGUGUUACUUUUUUACUUUUGCUCCCUGAAACGUUAAAGAAGUUGAAACGAGCAAGCAAGCACCCCGGCAGGCUGUCUCUGUGCUAUAACAUCUUAACUCUUUCCCUGAAGAAAAGGAUGGCAGCGGAACUGUACCCCGUCAACGAUCACGCCACAGUGCAGAAGAACGGGACUGUGAUGCUCAGUCUGCCAGAGAAGAAGAGGAGCGUGGAGCCGGUUGAGCAGUCCACCGCGUCCAUCGCCACCACACCGACCACAGAGCAAAACAUCAACAAUAACAACGUGGAGAUUCCCAGCUGGCAUUCCACGCACCCGACUUUACGCGAAAGAAAUGCACUAAUGUUCAAUAAUGAACACAUGGCAGACGUUCAUUUCAUUGUUGGUCCCCCUGGUGAAUCAGAAAGGGUCCCGGCACACAAGUAUGUGCUGGCAGUGGGGAGCUCUGUUUUCUGUGCCAUGUUUUACGGGGAUCUCGCAGAAGGGGACUCUGAUAUCCAUAUUCCAGAUGUGGAACCCGCUGCUUUUCUCAUUCUGCUCAAAUACAUGUACAGUGAUGAGAUAGAGCUGGCGGCCGACACAGUACUGGCUACGCUUUAUGCUGCCAAAAAAUACCUGGUGUCUGCUCUGGCUCGCGCAUGUGUGGGCUUCCUCGAGACAAGCCUAGAGGCGCGAAAUGCGUGCGUGUUGCUAUCUCAAAGUCGGCUGUUUGAGGAGCCGGAGCUCACUCAGAGGUGUUGGGAAGUGAUCGACGCCCAGGCAGAGCUUGCGCUGUGCUCGGAAGGUUUCACUGAGAUUGACUUGCCCACACUAGAACACAUUUUACAAAGGGAAACUCUGAACGUGAAGGAGGCGGUGGUUUUCCAGGCCAUUCUGGAAUGGGCCGACGCAGAAUGUCGGAGACAAGGCCUUAGCCCCACUUCACAGAACCAGCGCUCCAUGCUGGGGAAGGCUUUGCACCUUGUGCGUCUGCCUUCAAUGACACUGCAGGAAUUUGCAGAUGGAGCUGCGCAGUCGAACAUUUUAACCCUUGAGGAAACGCACAGUAUCUUUCUCUGGUACACCGCUGCUACGAAACCUGCACUGGGAUUCCCGGUUGAGCCCAGAAAGGGGCUGACGCCGCAACGAUGUCACCGUUUCCAAUCGUCUGCGUACCGAAGCAACCAGUGGCGGUAUCGCGGACGCUGCGACAGUAUCCAGUUCGCUGUGGACAAGCGUGUGUUUAUCGCCGGACUUGGUCUUUAUGGCUCCAGUGGAGGGAAGGCGGAAUACAGCGUCAGAAUUGAACUAAAGAGACAGGGAGUGCUUCUUGCACAAAACUUGACAAAAUUUGUGUCUGACGGUUCCAACUCAACAUUCCCCGUGUGGUUCGAGCACCCAGUACAAGUAGAGCAGGACGCAUUCUACACAGUUAGCGCUGUUCUAGAUGGGAGCGAGCUGAGUUAUUUUGGACAGGAAGGAAUGACAGAAGUGCAGUGUGGGAAAGUCACCUUUCAGUUUCAGUGUUCCUCUGACAGCACUAACGGGACAGGGGUGCAGGGGGGACAGAUUCCAGAGCUGAUGUUUUAUGCAUGAAACCACUUAUCGGUUUUGCACCGACUAUCGGAAAAUAAAUUAAGUGACAAAAACAGAUUCAUAACAACUUGGACUGAUCCAUUAAUGAAGAGACAGCAGGGAGAUUUUUCCUCUCGAAAAAUGCCUUUCCUCACAACAUUGCUGCAAGACACUUCUAGAAGAGGAGACUAUCCCCUCUGAUUUGAUUUUUUUUACAUCUGGCAUAUAAUGGAAUGCUGCCCAAACUUAUUUAUUUCUUUAAACAUACUGUUUUAAAACAUGUACUUUAAUUUAAGCACAUUUUAUUUCUAAUUAUUCAUAAUCUGUCUGUGUAGAGUGAAACGUGAGCAGUUUGCACUUGAAACCAGGCAACUUUUCCGGUCUUGUUAUUUAAUGGUUAUUUGUUGACAGCUUGAUGCUGAAUAACCUAAAAAGGGUUUCAAGAGCCUGCAAAAUCAUAAAAUGGUUGUUUUUAUUAAUUAAACAGUAUUUUGUUUUC
Carassius gibelio (silver crucian carp) is the source of this 2494-nucleotide messenger RNA. It is a transcript of the gene btbd6a, whose product is annotated as BTB (POZ) domain containing 6a. Gene Ontology annotation, biological process: neurogenesis. The record is from RefSeq and is a predicted model, not a curated record. NCBI's taxonomy places the organism in Eukaryota, Metazoa, Chordata, Actinopteri, Cypriniformes, Cyprinidae. Gene Ontology annotation, cellular component: cytosol. The transcript is spliced from 4 exons. Gene Ontology annotation, molecular function: protein binding. Bases 394 to 2016 code for a protein of 540 amino acids.